GCAGUUUGAUCAGCGAUUUAUAAAAACCCAAGGCUUCCUCCCGCUGCGAACGUUACUUGUAGAUCGCAUCCUUUCCAUCUCAACAUCUUCAAAAUGGUUGCUGAACAGUGGAACGCCGGCCUCAACACGACCCUCGAAGAGGAAGACAAGGAGAUCUACGAUCUCGUUCAAAGAGAGAAAUGGCGUCAGUAUUCCUGUUUGGAGCUGAUUGCUUCUGAGAAUUUCACAUCACAAGCCGUCAUGGAGGCCAAUGGUUCUGCUUUGACCAACAAAUAUUCCGAGGGACUCCCUGGUGCCCGUUACUACGGUGGUAACGAAUACGUCGACCAGAUUGAAAACCUAUGCCGUAAACGUGCAUUGGAGGCCUUCCAUCUGACUCCCGAGCAGUGGGGUGUAAACGUGCAGCCCUACUCUGGAAGUACCGCGAACUUCUCCGCUCUUACCGCUCUUCUCGCCCCCCACGAUCGUAUCAUGGGAUUGGACCUUCCCUCAGGCGGCCACUUAACUCACGGCUACGCCACGGCAAAGAAGAAGGUCUCUUCAUCUGCGAUCUACUUUGAAUCACUUCCUUACCAAGUGGACAUGAAAACCGGUUUCAUUGAUUACGAUAAACUGGAACAGAAUGCUGCUCUCUACCGCCCCAAAUUGAUCAUCUGCGGUGCCAGCGCUUACGCUCGUGACUGGGACUAUGCACGUCUUCGCAAGAUUGCGGAUCAGCACUCAGCUUAUCUCAUGGCUGAUAUCGCACAUAUUAGCGGUCUUGUCGCUGCUCAAGAAGCGAACAACCCCUUCGAGUUCUGCGACGUUGUCACUACCACAACUCACAAAACCUUGCGCGGUCCCCGUGCUGGUUUGAUCUUCUUCAGGAGGGCGCCAAAGGGCGAGAAGAACUCUGACCUUGAGGACAGAGUAAACUUCGCUGUCUUCCCUUCAAAUCAAGGAGGACCUCACAACAACACCAUCGCUGCCAUCGCUGUCGCCUUGAAGCAGGCCGCUGGUCCCGAAUUCAAGCAAUACGCGCGGCAAGUCAAGGCGAAUGCUAUCGCCCUUGCCGAAGCAUUGAAGAGCAAAGGUUACAAGAUUGUGACUGAUGGUACCGAGAACCACCUUGUCCUGUGGGAUUUGCGGCCAAACGCUCUUACUGGCAGCAAGAUGGAGAAGAUCUGCGAUUACGUGAACAUUACUUUGAACAAGAAUGCUGUACAUGGUGAUUCGUCUGCUCUUGUACCCGGCGGUGUCCGUCUUGGUACCCCAGCAUUGACAUCCCGGGGUUUCAAGGAGGCCGACUUUGAGAAGGUCGCGGACUUCCUUGACCGGGCUGCAAAGAUCGCCAUCAACGUCCAAAAGACUACUGGCAAACUCAUUAAGGACUUUGUUGUAGCCUUGGAGUCCAACGAAGACGUCAAGGCUCUUCGUGGGGAGGUGGAAGCCUUUGCCCGUUCAUUCGCCAUGCCUGGUUUUGACCCGGCUAGUGUCCCAGAGUCCUGCAGGGACCACUAAUUCCUUGCAGCCAUGGCAGCAUUCCGAUGUAACAUAUCUAUUUUCUGAAUUCAUCUCCAAUAUAAUUACAUUGUAUAGUUUUAAAUCUUUUACCA
This is a messenger RNA of Spizellomyces punctatus DAOM BR117, 1595 nucleotides long. RefSeq lists its product as uncharacterized. The transcript is spliced from 11 exons. NCBI's taxonomy places the organism in Eukaryota, Fungi, Chytridiomycota, Chytridiomycetes, Spizellomycetales, Spizellomycetaceae. Gene Ontology annotation, molecular function: serine binding; pyridoxal phosphate binding; glycine hydroxymethyltransferase activity. The record is from RefSeq and is a predicted model, not a curated record. The coding region runs from base 94 to 1500 and encodes 468 amino acids. Gene Ontology annotation, biological process: L-serine catabolic process; folic acid metabolic process; tetrahydrofolate interconversion. Gene Ontology annotation, cellular component: cytoplasm.